Messenger RNA from Leptomonas pyrrhocoris, 1233 nucleotides. RefSeq names its product guanine nucleotide-binding protein-like protein. The coding region runs from base 1 to 1233 and encodes 410 amino acids. NCBI's taxonomy places the organism in Eukaryota, Euglenozoa, Kinetoplastea, Trypanosomatida, Trypanosomatidae. The record is from RefSeq and is a predicted model, not a curated record. The transcript has a single exon. Gene Ontology annotation, molecular function: GTP binding; GTPase activity.
AUGAAUGCCGAUCUCCACGUCAGCGUUAGCGACGAUGAGGAGGGGGGAGAGAACGGCACCGGCGGCACGUCCACCCCGGCACCCGCGAACCAGCUCACCACCGCAACCACGACCACGACCGACUUCCCCCCGCGUGCGAACUCCGUCUACGUCGCCUACCCUCGCCCAGCUAUCCAAAUCAACGGUGUCAGCACCACCACCCUCAUGCCCUCCACCGUCGGUCGUCACAACGGCUUUCUGCGCACCUACAAGGUACUGCUCGUCGGAGAAGCUGGCGUGGGCAAGUCCAACCUAAUGCACCGUUACUGCUACAAUCAGUACGACCCGACGCUGCCCUCCACCCUCGGCGCGGAGUUCUGCUCCCGUGAGGUGGACAUCCCAUCUGGUCCGGUCGGGGCCACCGAGAGCGUCGUCCUGCAGCUGUGGGACACGGCAGGGCAGGAGCGGAACGCCGGCGUCAUCAGCAACGCUUUCUACCGCAACGCAGUAGGCGCCAUCGUCGUGUACGACGUCGCGCGCCGCGAGACGCUGCUCAACGUGCCGCGGUGGGUUGCCCGCGUGACGGAGCUGGCACGUGAAGAGUGCGUGUGUGUCGUGGUGGGUGCGAAGCUCGACCUGCUCACGGCGCCGCACGGCACGCCGAUGGCGAAGGCAGAAUUGGAAGCUCUGCAGCAGGAGGCAGAUGGCAUCUCCCACGCGCUCGGCAUGCGUAACUUCCUCACCUCUGCCCUGACCGGUGAAGGGGUACUGGAGGCGUUCACGCACCUUGUGCUGGCGGUGGACGCGGUGCAGGCGGCUCCGCCAGAGGCGCGUCGUCAUCCUCAGCAUUAUCACACGCCAGUGCAGAGCACCGUCGGAGAUGGUAACAGCAACAAUAAUAAUACUAGUAGUAACUUGCCGGAGAUGUGGACCGCCGCCUCGACCGUGCCCGCGUCGCCAGUCACGCUUUUCGGCAGUCACGCGGCACAUCGCCGCGGGUGCGAGGAGCCGGGUUGCGCGGUGUCGGUCGCGCAGAACUCGCCAGAGAUUAUGCCGUCGUCCGCCGCGUCGGGGUAUACCUCGCCCGGCUCGGUUGGCCGAGCACUGCAGUUGGGGUCACCGUCUUCGUCGCCGGUCAAGCCGAAUAAGAAGAAGUCGCUGGACCUACGCGGUUUUGGUCCUGUGGAAGGCGGCAGUGCCACGGGGCCUACUAGCGGCGGUGGUGGUGCAAGUGAGUCGUCGUGGGGGUGUUGA